Uranotaenia lowii is the source of this 1701-nucleotide messenger RNA. Its product is annotated as E3 ubiquitin-protein ligase siah-1-like. NCBI's taxonomy places the organism in Eukaryota, Metazoa, Arthropoda, Insecta, Diptera, Culicidae. The record is from RefSeq and is a predicted model, not a curated record. Gene Ontology annotation, biological process: multicellular organism development; proteasome-mediated ubiquitin-dependent protein catabolic process. The transcript has 5 exons. Bases 301 to 1668 code for a protein of 455 amino acids. Gene Ontology annotation, cellular component: cytoplasm. Gene Ontology annotation, molecular function: zinc ion binding; ubiquitin protein ligase activity; ubiquitin conjugating enzyme binding.
GCAGCUGAUUGGAGCUGCUCGAUGACAAGAUUUGGGAGCUGUUCCGGUAGAAAAGCUACAAGUGUAAAUUAAUUUGGUGUAAUUGGUGCAAUCAGUGCUACUGGGAAGCUUAGCUCUCCAAACUCCGACCCAUUCCAUUCAUCACGCGCAAUAUUUUGCUUCAUUGGCGUUCAGCAGCGUGUUAAAGUAACGAGAAUUUUUAGUUCGGAAGAAAAGCAAAACGUGCCGUACUAAGAUUCAAAGUAACAGUGAUCAUCGAAGGGUGUGAAAGUGAUUUGUGUGGCGCAAGAACCAAAAAAUAUGGAUCGCGAUAAGCUCAAGUGCAUUAUUUGUCGAGAGUUACCGGAAGGGGAAGUAUUCCAGUGCAGCAAUCAACACUACGGAUGUCAACCAUGCGUUGAAUCGUUGAACGUUAAGCUAUGCCAGUGCUCUGAAUACUUUGAUCGCAAACGACCUAAUCCGAUAGAUGAGCUGCUACAGGAAGCCAAAAUCGCAUGUCCUUUCAAAAAAUUCGGUUGCACGUGGAUGUUCAAACAAGCGGAAAUGAGCCACCACCAGGAAGAAUGUAAAUUCCGCCCAUAUGAAUGUAUCACCAAAAAACUUGGUCUCUUUAGAUGCCAAUGGAACGGUUUCCAAAUGGACAUCGAAGAGCAUUUGAAGAACGAUCAUGCUGAAUUCGGUUCUGCUUUUACCUAUUUCCAAGAAUUGGAUAUCCCAUUUAACGAAAGUAAAAGCACUUGCAGUUUGAAAGUCGUAGACGCUUUCAGCAAGCUAUUUUUGUUCCACUACUCGCUGAAAGUUUCCACAAAGAUGGUUUACUUUAUGAUCAUAUAUUUCGGUCGGCGAGAAGAAGCGCAGCAAUAUUUCUACGAGCUUGAAAUCAGGUCCAAACAAGAGAACGAAAUUCGUCGCAUCAAGUUCGUAGAAAAUUGCGUUGCUGAUUGCGAGGAUAUUCAAGGCGCUCUCCAAGCAUCAAAAUGCGCUGCUAUACAAUUUGAUGCGGCCCGCAACUUCUGCCAUGAGGGCAAAAUUCAUGUGCGUUUCAUACUGAAAAAGUUUCAGAAUGAACAGGAGAAAUCUGGUCGUGAGAGAAAACUUUCUACAAACAACACCAAUCAUGAUUCUAAACCGAAAACAAAACCAACACCUUUCAAAUUUCCGGAUAAAGGAUCAAUGAAGCCAAAUGUUAAGAGAACAGGGUCUAACGUGACACCAGCUCCGAAUAACAAAGGACCCGAAAAAAAACCUAACAGCAAACCAGAGGAUCUUCCAUCAAUACAAAGGCAGUCGACUUCGGAUAGAAAAAUCACAAACGCUGAUGAUCCUCCUGUAGCCUACGACUACUCAUCGUCCAUCAACAAGGUUGGGGUCAGUGGCCAGGAUUCACCGCUGCUUCACCAGGAGCCGUGUCCCCUGAUGUCCCCGUCGAUCAAUCGCCACAAUGCGCGAGGCCAUCGGCCGCCAUCUUAUUGUACCCUGACAAGUACCGAAUUCUGCCAAUCGAUCGGUGAAAACGCUCACGUGGCUAAUAGACCACCACCUGGGGAGUGCAAGACAACCGCUACCCUGUGCCAACGAUAUACUCAACCCUACAAGAUGACCGACGAUCGACUUUAUCUGCAACGGCAUCCUUUGGAUUGCCUCGGAAAGCCUGUGUUAAGACGAUAACGUAAACCUGGGAUCAACAGCACGCAUGGAGUA